Molecule: messenger RNA, 810 nt
Organism: Phacochoerus africanus (Common warthog)
Lineage: Eukaryota; Metazoa; Chordata; Mammalia; Artiodactyla; Suidae
Product: gastrula zinc finger protein XlCGF49.1-like
Exons: 2
Coding region: 1-810 (269 amino acids)
Biological process (GO): regulation of transcription by RNA polymerase II
Cellular component (GO): nucleus
Molecular function (GO): DNA-binding transcription activator activity, RNA polymerase II-specific; RNA polymerase II cis-regulatory region sequence-specific DNA binding
Source: RefSeq, a predicted model, not a curated record
AUGCGGCUCCUCCAAGACAAGAGGUCCCUAAGUCUGGAAACCCCACAUCCUGGAGCCCAGCCCCGUGAAUGUAACCAGUGUAGAAAAGCUUCAAGCCGUGACCAAACCCUUCAGGCCGAUCAGGGAACCGACAGUCAUGAGAAACUCCACAAAUGUACCACAUGUGGGAAAGGCUUUUGCCACCAAUCUGAGCUCAUUACCCAUCAGAGAGUCCACGGAGACGAGAAACCCUCUGAAGACAAGGAAGAGGAGGAGGACCUCAGCCAAUGUCCCGGCAGUCACCCGGAAGAGAAGCCUGGUGAAAACAGCAACUGUGACCAGAAGCUGUCCCAGGAGACAAACAUCUCCGCCUCUGAGGCAGUUCUUGCUGGAGAGAAGCCUUUUAAGUGUUCGGACUGUGAGAAAAUCUUCUCGCACAAGUCCCGGCUCAUUGAGCACCACAGGUCCCACACAGGAGAGAAACCCUACAGCUGCGAAGAGUGCGGGAAGUCUUUCUCCCGCAAGUCAUGCCUCAUCAUCCAUUACAGGAUCCACACGGGAGAGAAGCCCUAUGGCUGCAGUGAAUGUGGGAAAUCCUUCUUCCAGAAGUCACACCUCAUCCUGCAUCAGAGGACGCACACAGGAGAGAAGCCCUACAAGUGCAGUGAAUGUGGGAAGACUUUCUCCCAGAACUCCUGCCUCAUCAUCCACAAGAGGACCCACAUGGGCAAGAAGCCCUAUGAAUGCUCUGACUGUGGGAAAACCUUCUCCCAGAAGGCAAACCUCAUCAGACACCACAGGAUUCACAGCAAGGAGAAACUGUAUGGGUAG